AUGAGCAUGUGGAAAGGCAAAAAGGACGCGCAGAAUGGCGACCAGCUGGAGCCUGAAGCACCGCAGGAUGAUGGAGCUUCUGGGCGGGCUUCAAGGAGAAGCUACGAGCCCUCAAGACGCACAGUCGAGCCUCGCGAGGAGCCCACUGAGCGCACAAGACUGCUCGAUCGUCCCAGGCCCCCCAACGCCGACGGCUACCUCGACCCAGAUGACCCAGCUGUAUCGCCCUACAACCUGUGGACGGUGCGUGCUAUGCGCUACCUGACCAUCCUCUUUCUCAUCAUCACCUUCCUCUGGUGGGUCCUCCUGCUGGUCUCCGUCUUUGUCUCUCCUCCAGGCCUCUCCAGCCGUGGAUCUGGAUUCUUCGACUUUGCCUACACCUGCCUGACGCUCGGUAACCUCCUCGUGGUGACCAUCUUCUUUGUCACUCCCGCCAAAGGCCUGCGCAUCACCACAGCCAUCAUUGCUGUGCUUCUGGCCGUCGACAUGAUCAUCAUCCUGGCAGUACCGCGCCUCAGGCUCGAGGAGGGCUGGAUCGGUAUUGCGAGUGUCGUCUGGGCGCUGCUCAUGUCCAUUUGGUGUGUUCUAACCGACCGCGUCGUCGCCUAUGGCAAGAAGGAGGAGGAGGAGCGUCUUACUGGCCGUCCCGAGUCCCGUCGUACGCUGAAGGAGUGGCUGGCUGUCCUGGCCGCAACCAUCCUCACUGUCGUCUUCAUCCUCAUUGUCAUCUUGAUGACUGCCACUCUCGCCAUCCGCUCGAUUGAUGCUGGGCUCAAGAUGUACGGCGACCGCAUCCUUGUAGAUGGCGACAAGUACGCUGUCCACCUCGCCUGCGUCGGCAACGAGACCAACACCGCCGGUGACAAGGUCACAACCGUCCUCGUUGAAGCUGGCGAGAACCCUGUGGAGUACGACCUUGAGCACUGGGCAUACGCAGCCUACAAGAACGAGACCAUUGACCGCUACUGCUACUGGGACCGCCCCGGUUACGCGUGGUCUGACAAUGCUCCAUCCCCACACUCCGCAGGCAUGUCUGCCGAUGCGCUCUCCGAGGCACUUGCGAGGGCUGGCGAAGAGGGUCCCUGGAUCCUGGUCUCUGCCGGAACCGGCAGCAUCGUGUCGCGUAUCUUCAGCUCUCGUCACAUGAAGCAGGUCACUGGUCUGCUCAUGAUCGACCCCAUGCACGAAGAUCUCCUCCACCGCCUUGCCAGCCCCAGCCGUGGCUUCCUCCUGUGGGCAUGGGGCAUCAUCUCCCCUCUCGGUACCGUUCGCCUCGCUGGCGCUCUGUUCAAGGGACGCACAAGCGCUGACCGUGUCUACGGCCGCAGCGCAUACCAGUCGGGCAAGUUUAUCAAGGCCCAGCUGCAGGAGAAUCUUGUUGCAGACUCGCUAUCGAAGAACGAGGUUGUAUCUGCCAGGAACAUCCAGAGCGCUGACACUCCACUUGCCAUUGUCAGCAGUGGCAUCGAGUGCCGCCGCGAUUCCGAGUGGGAGCGUAAGCAAAAGGAUCUGACCACGCUCACUGACAACCUCGUCAGCUGGGACAUUGUCAAGAAGACCCCCCACGAGGUAUGGCACACGCUCGAGGGACGUGAGCAGAUGGAGAAGAGCCUGGCCAAGGUGGUCAAGGCUGCCCUCAAGACCAAGACGCCUGCCCAGUAG
Messenger RNA from Ascochyta rabiei, 1662 nucleotides. RefSeq lists its product as uncharacterized. The record is from RefSeq and is a predicted model, not a curated record. The coding region runs from base 1 to 1662 and encodes 553 amino acids. NCBI's taxonomy places the organism in Eukaryota, Fungi, Ascomycota, Dothideomycetes, Pleosporales, Didymellaceae. The transcript has 3 exons.